CGAUGAUUGUCUCUGUGCUGCUGUUGGGCAUCAUCAUAGUCUUCCUCAUCAUACAUCUUAAGUCUCGACGACCCAAGAACUUCCCUCCUGGACCUAUCGUGCUGCCAUUUUUGGGAAACAUGCACAAUCUGUUCUCAAGUAACCCUUUGAAUGACAUAGAGAAGUUGAGGAGAACUUAUGGAAACAUCUACAGCCUGUACAUGGGGCCCAAAGCUGCUGUGGUGGUGAGUGGGACCCAGACUCUGAAGGAGGCUCUAGUUAACAAAGCUGUGGACUUUGCCGGACGACCUCAGGACACGUUCAUGACCAAUAUCACUGAGAGGAGAGGUGUACUUCUUGCUGACUACGGUCCGUCCUGGAAGGAGCAUCGUCGCUUUGCAAUAAUGACCAUGAGGAACUUUGGUUUGGGCAAACAGUCAAUGGAGCAGAGGAUUCUGGGAGAACUACAGUACACCAUUGAUCAUCUGGAGAAGAAUAGUGGAAAAAUUCUGAGCCCCGAAAUCAUGUUUCAUACAGUCGCCUCAAAUGUGGUCUGCCAAGUUCUGUUCAAUAGACGAUAUGAGCAUAAUGAGGAGUUUAUUAUAACACUUGUGAACUCUUUCUGUGAGAUUACCAAAAUGGCCAACGGACCCUGGGCUUUGCUUCAUGACAGUUUCCAUUGGGUUCGCAGCUUGCCAUUGCCCUUUACUAAAGCGUUUGAUGCAAUGCAGAGAGUAAAAAACAUGACUAUCCCAGUGAUUGAGGAACACAAGAAGACCAGAGUGCCAGGAGAACCUCGGGACUUUGUGGACAGCUAUCUGGAUGAACUGGAGAAGAGAUGCAAUGACAAUUCUUCAUUUUCCUCUGAGGAACUGCUGAUGUACUGCCUGCUCCUAUAUGUGGGAGGGACAGACACUACAUCCAAUACAUUGCUGUUUGGCUUCCUCUACCUCAUGGCCAGACCACAUAUUCAGGAACGCUGUCAGCAGGAGAUAGACCGAGUCCUCGAGGGGAAGGACUUAGUCACAUUUGAAGACAGACACAACAUGCCUUAUGUCCAGGCAGUUAUUCACGAAGUUCAGAGAACUGCCAACACUGUUCCUCUCGGCCCAUUCCAUUCAACCACCAGAGACACAGAGCUUAUGGGCUACUCUAUUCCUAAAGGCACUAUUGUCAUCCCCAACCUGUCGUCAGCGCUCAGUGAGGAGGGACAGUGGAAGUUUCCUCAUGAAUUCAACCCUGAAAAUUUUCUCAACCACAAGGGAGAGUUUGUCAAACCAGAUGCCUUCCUGCCCUUCUCUGCUGGUCUUCGAGUGUGUUUGGGAGAAGGCCUGGCCCGUAUGGAGCUCUUCCUCAUCAUGGUGACUCUUCUGAGGAAGUUUAGGUUCAUUUGGCCUGAGGAUGCAGGAGAGCCUGACUUUACUCCAGUGUUUGGCAUCACCAUGACGCCAAAACCAUACAACAUGAAACUCCUCUCUCCAAUCUCUCCUCUAUCUCCUGUCACGAUGAUUGUCUCUGUGCUGCUGUUGGGCAUCAUCAUAGUCUUCCUCAUCAUACAUCUUAAGACUCAACGACCCAAGAACUUCCCUCCUGGACCUAUCGUGCUGCCAUUUUCCGGGAACAUGCACAAUCUGAGACCUAGUAACCCUUUGGAUGACAUAGAGAAGUUGAGGAAGACUUAUGGGAACAUCUACAGCCUGUACAUGGGGCCCAGAGCUGCUGUGGUGGUGAGUGGGACCCAGGCUCUGAAGGAGGCUCUAGUUAACAAGGCUGUGGACUUUGCCGGACGACCUCAGGACAUGUUCAUGAACGACGUCGUAGAGAGAAGAGGGGUGAUUUUGGCUGACUAUGGUCCCGCCUGGAAGGAGCAUCGUCGCUUUGCUUUAACCACCAUGAGGAACUUUGGAAUGGGCAAACAGUCAAUGGAGGAGAGGAUUCUGGGAGAACUAGAGUACACCAUAGAUUUUCUGGAGAAGAAUACUGGUAAAACUAUAAGCCCUAACGUAAUGUUCCAUAGUAUUUCCUCCAAUGUGGUGUCCCUGGUUUUGUUCAGCACACGAUAUGAGCAUAACGAUACAUUCAUGAUUAAACUUGUGAACUGCUUUGAUGAUGUAAACAAAACUUUAAAUGGACCCUGGGCUUUUCUGUAUGAUUCUUUUCACUGGGUGCGGUACUUGCCAUUACCAUUCACCAGAGCUUUUAAGGCAAGACAGAGAGUUAAAGAUAUUUUAAUUCCGAUUAUAAAUGAACACAAGAAGAACAGAGUGCCAGGCGAACCACAGGACUUGGUCGACUGCUAUUUGGAUGAGCUGGAGAAGAGAGGCGAUGAUGGCUCUUCGUUUUGUCCAGAGGAACUGUUUAUGUUUUGUCUCAGUCUUUAUGGAGCAGGGACGGACACCGUAUCCAGCACGCUGCUCACUGGGUUCCUCUACCUCAUGACCAAGCCUCACAUCCAGGAACGCUGUCAGCAAGAGAUAGACCAAGUGCUGGAGGGAAAGGACUUAGUAACUUUUGAAGAAAGACACAACAUGCCUUAUGUUCAGGCUGUAAUUCAUGAAAUUCAGAGGAUUGCCAACAUUGUCCCCCUUAGUGUUUUCCAUGCCACCACCAAAGACACACAGCUCAUGGGUUACUCCAUUCCUAAAGGCACUAUUAUCAUCCCCAACCUGUCGUCAGCGCUUAGUGAGGAAGGACAGUGGAAGUUUCCUCAUGAAUUCAACCCUGAAAACUUCCUUAACCACAAGGGGGAGUUUGUCAAACCAGAUGCCUUCCUGCCCUUCUCUGCUGGUCCUCGAGUGUGUCUGGGAGAAGGCCUGGCCCGUAUGGAGCUCUUCCUCAUCAUGGUGACUCUUCUGAGGAGGUUUAAGUUCAUUUGGCCUGAGGAUGCAGGAGAGCCUGACUAUGAGCUGGAGUUUGGAAUCACUGUGACGCCUAAACCGUACAAUAUGAAAGUGGAGCUGAGGGUUGCAGAAUAAUUGCAGUUUACUAGAUUUCCACAAGAGGGCGAUCCUGCUCCUGACACUUACGCCACGGUCCACAUUUCUAUAGACUAAUAGAGGAAACUAUAUAGAAAUCGUUGUAGAGUUAAUUGUUAUUAAAUAUAAUCUGGGUAACACUUUACAGUUACUACACUUUGAUUAUUUACAGUAAUGCUCAAAUAGUCAUAGUAAUGCGUAAAUACUUAAUAUUUAUUCAGGUUUAGAGGUUAGGGUCAGGAGUAUUAUAUAAGUAAUUAUAAUAUAAUAAAUAAUAUAAGUUGUUACUAAUUUGUUAAUUAUGA
Molecule: messenger RNA, 3259 nt
Organism: Boleophthalmus pectinirostris (great blue-spotted mudskipper)
Lineage: Eukaryota; Metazoa; Chordata; Actinopteri; Gobiiformes; Gobiidae
Exons: 22
Coding region: 3-2954 (983 amino acids)
Biological process (GO): xenobiotic metabolic process
Cellular component (GO): cytoplasm; intracellular membrane-bounded organelle
Molecular function (GO): heme binding; oxidoreductase activity, acting on paired donors, with incorporation or reduction of molecular oxygen, reduced flavin or flavoprotein as one donor, and incorporation of one atom of oxygen; iron ion binding
Source: RefSeq, a predicted model, not a curated record